This is a messenger RNA of Hirsutella rhossiliensis, 1617 nucleotides long. Its product is annotated as dnaJ domain-containing protein. The record is from RefSeq and is a predicted model, not a curated record. The transcript has 3 exons. Gene Ontology annotation, molecular function: misfolded protein binding; protein-folding chaperone binding. Lineage: Eukaryota; Fungi; Ascomycota; Sordariomycetes; Hypocreales; Ophiocordycipitaceae. Bases 1 to 1617 code for a protein of 538 amino acids. Gene Ontology annotation, cellular component: endoplasmic reticulum.
AUGACUCUCCUGCGUCCUGACCCGUACAAGGUUCUCGGCGUCUCCAAAGACGCGCAGAUACCCGAGAUCAGGUCAGCGCAUCGCAAGCUCAUUUUGAAGUGCCAUCCCGACAAGGUGCAAGAUCCUGCACUCAAGGCGCAGAAGCAAGACGAAUUUCAAAAGGUCCAGCAGGCCUACGAGCUCCUUUCCGACGACCGCGAACGCCAGAAAUACGAUGAUCAGAUCAAGCUGGCCGAGCUCCGCAAACAGUUCCAAGCCCAGGCUAACAUCUCGACGCCUCGAUCUGCGCCCAAGGAAUACAACAUCUACACGGCCGAGCCUCCCGGGCCCAUGGGCCGUUCUCCGCCCCCAGUCUCCAAAGUCUACGCCCACUCUCGCUCGUGGGAGGACGACUUUGGCCGCGGACCUCAAAUCUUCGAUGCAGGGACUCCACGCUCAUCCCGGCGAGAGGCCAGCUACCCUGAGCGGCCGUCCAAACGCGAGAUGGAGAGAGAACGAGAGAGGGACCGGGAUGCAAAAGACCGGGACCGGGACCGGGAUCGUCGACGUAAGGCAGAGGAUGCUCGUCGCGCGGAGAAGGAAGCCAAGGAGCAGCGACGGUCUGAUAAGAACAAACGUGAGAAACAGCGCGAUAAAGAUAUUCGACGGGAAGCAGACGAGAAGCGACGGUACGCGAAACCCUACAACGAGUCAUUCGACGACGAACCCCCUCUUUCGAAAUCGGACAAGAAGAAGUCGAGCAGUGGCAAGAAACACGAGGAAAAGCGCGAUCGGUCGUCGGGUCCGCAGCGGUCCUACUCAUCGGCCAUGGACUACGCCCAAUCCUACAUCGAGGCGUCGAGGGCCAAGAAGGGUGCCCCCCCGGGCCUUCAGCGGUCAAAGACGUACCAUCCUCGACAGGUACAGCCACCGGCCCCAACGCCCCCGCCAAUGACUGGCCCGUCGUCGCCUUUCUCCGCGCCCGACGACGACCCGGUGGAAGAGCCGCUCGUGAUGAAUGCGUCCCCGACGAACCGUCACACGGCACAGUUUUCAAAGUCAACUUCGGCGACUCCCCAGCCGCCUAGCUCCCCACCGUGGCGGGAGGUUCCCCGCACCAGCUCACUACCCGUUGACUCGGCAUUUCCCGCCCGCCCCGUCCCCGGCAUCAUGAGGGCGCAGACCUUUAGUGCUUUCAACGCAUUCGCCGAAGGGGCGGCGCGCGGCCGGGCCCGCUCGCGCAGGCAUGCCCAGAUCGAGGAGGAAUCCGAGACGGAACAGGCGUACGACCGUCAAACCCGCGAGCGCGAAGGCAAGCACCGGAGCAGUCGGCGACAUCGGUCUCCGGAGCCCGAGAACGUUUCCCGGUACCAGGUGGACGGCGGGCGAGCAAAGUUGCAGGGCACCUACUCUCGCCGGCUCGAGGCUGAGCUUGACCCCCACCGCUACUACUCGACGUCGGCCGGGAUCCCCGUCGUGGAAAGUCGACCGCCCAUGGCGGGACGUGAGAGCAGCUACGCGGGUCCGGGGAUGAAAUUCCCCAGAAUCAAGACAUCCAAGGCGUAUGGAUACGAUGACGUGAAGUACAGCAACUACCACGAGAAGCCGUACCGCGAGGGGUACACGGCAUAUGCAUGA